UUUCCACCUCACACAUUUUUAUUUUAAUCGUCAAUCAUAUCACACUAUUCAAAAACACUCAACACAAUUAAGAGUAUUUUAUUGUUGCUAUUCUUUAAACUUUGAAUCUAAAAAGAAUAAAAUCAGAAUUAUCAAGCUUUUCAAACACACAAAAAUGGCGUCAUCCAAAACUGUCAGAAAAUUAGAGGUACUAUCACCGGUUCCAGCGGAUAUUGAUAUCGCUAACGCUGUUGAGCCACUUCACAUCGCCGAUAUUGCUGCCGAUCUUAAUCUAUCUCCUCAUCACUAUGAUCUUUACGGAAAAUAUAAGGCCAAGGUAUUGCUCUCUGUGCUGGAUGAGCUCCAAGAAUCCCAGAAUGGAUACUAUGUUGUGGUUGGAGGCAUCACUCCGACUCCGCUUGGAGAAGGCAAAUCGACUACUACUGUUGGUCUUUGUCAAGCUUUGGGAGCAUUCCUUGAUAAAAAGGUUGUUACCUGCCUUCGUCAACCGUCACAAGGGCCAACUUUUGGUAUAAAAGGUGGUGCAGCUGGUGGUGGUUAUAGUCAAGUUAUUCCAAUGGAUGAGUUCAAUCUUCAUUUAACAGGGGAUAUACAUGCUAUAACAGCUGCAAACAACCUUCUUGCUGCUGCCAUAGACACUAGAAUAUUCCAUGAGUCCACUCAGUCAGACAAGGCUCUGUUUAAUCGUUUGUGUCCCCCUAACAAAGAAGGUAAAAGAACCUUCAGUAACAUAAUGUUUAGGCGUCUGCAAAAACUAGGUAUUGAUAAGAGUAAUCCAGAUGAUCUUACUCCGGAAGAGGCUGCUAGAUUUGCUAGGCUUGAUAUUGACCCUGAUUCUAUUACAUGGCGUAGAGUUAUGGAUGUGAAUGACCGGUUUUUGAGGAAAAUUACUGUUGGUCAGGGGCCAGAUGAGAAAGGGAUGGUAAGGGAAACUGGAUUUGAUAUUUCUGUUGCUAGUGAGAUAAUGGCAGUUUUGGCACUAACAACUUCGUUGGAAGACAUGAGAGAGAGACUUGGAAAAAUGGUGAUUGGAAAUAGCAAGGCCGGAGAACCUAUAACAGCUGAUGAUCUAGGAUUAGGUGGUGCCUUGACUGUACUAAUGAAGGAUGCAAUCAACCCCACUCUGAUGCAGACCCUUGAAGGAACACCUGUACUUGUUCAUGCUGGCCCAUUUGCAAAUAUUGCUCAUGGUAAUUCCUCCAUUGUUGCUGACAAGAUUGCCCUGAAGCUAGUUGGGCCAGGUGGCUUUGUGGUUACUGAAGCUGGGUUUGGUUCUGACAUUGGAACUGAGAAGUUCAUGAACAUAAAAUGUCGAUACAGUGGUUUGACACCACAGUGUGCUAUUGUUGUUGCUACGGUGAGGGCCUUAAAAAUGCAUGGAGGUGGGCCACAAGUUGUGGCUGGCAAGCCUCUAGAUCGUGCCUACUUAACUGAGAAUGUGGGUCUUGUUGAGGCUGGUUGUGUCAAUCUUGCCAGGCAUAUUUUAAAUACAAAGGCUUAUGGUGCAAAUGUUGUGGUUGCCAUCAACAUGUUUUCUACUGACACAGAAGCAGAACUUAAUGCUGUUAAAAAAGCUUCAAUGGAUGCUGGGGCUUUUGAUGCUGUAAUUUGUACACAUCAUGCUCAUGGUGGUAAAGGAGCGGUGGAUCUAGGCAUAGCGGUUCAGAAAGCAUGUGAGAACGUAACACAGCCUUUGCGGUUCUUAUAUCCUCUUGAAAUUAGCAUUAAAGAGAAAAUAGAGGCAAUAGCCAGGUCUUAUGGUGCUGCUGGUGUUGAAUACUCAGAGCAGGCUGAGAAACAAAUCGAGAUGUACAGCAAACAAGGCUUCUCCAAUCUCCCAAUCUGCAUGGCAAAAACCCAGUACUCAUUUUCUGAUAAUGCUGCCGCAAAGGGUGCUCCAAGCGGAUUUGUCUUGCCAAUUCGAGAUGUGAGGGCUAGCAUCGGCGCUGGAUUCAUUUAUCCUUUGGUUGGAACAAUGAGCACAAUGCCUGGACUUCCGACAAGGCCUUGCUUCUUUGAGAUCGAUCUUGACACCAAAACCGGAAAGGUCAUAGGUCUUUCUUAGAGUCUUUUCUCGGGACAUAAUUAACGAAGCUUCUGUUCUUCAAGCAUAAACUUAUUGGAGGCCUUUAAAAUUUGAAAAUGUUUUUGUAUGCACUUCUGUAUGUCUUGUAAGCCAUUUUUUUCUAAUUGCUUGAUUGUUAUGCAUAGUUAAACUCCUAAUAAAUUAUUCUUGCUUUCUGCUAUUUGUGUAUCCCUCUGCAUAGAGCUUCAAUGUGGUAUUUUAUGUGUACUGAAUUGGUUAUUAUGUGAAGAUGGUUUAUUUCUGAA
Messenger RNA from Amaranthus tricolor (Joseph's coat), 2331 nucleotides. RefSeq names its product formate--tetrahydrofolate ligase. The coding region runs from base 155 to 2065 and encodes 636 amino acids. The record is from RefSeq and is a predicted model, not a curated record. NCBI's taxonomy places the organism in Eukaryota, Viridiplantae, Streptophyta, Magnoliopsida, Caryophyllales, Amaranthaceae. The transcript has 5 exons. Gene Ontology annotation, molecular function: formate-tetrahydrofolate ligase activity; ATP binding.